Molecule: messenger RNA, 1884 nt
Organism: Cicer arietinum (chickpea)
Lineage: Eukaryota; Viridiplantae; Streptophyta; Magnoliopsida; Fabales; Fabaceae
Product: cytochrome P450 77A1
Cellular component (GO): membrane
Molecular function (GO): iron ion binding; oxidoreductase activity, acting on paired donors, with incorporation or reduction of molecular oxygen, NAD(P)H as one donor, and incorporation of one atom of oxygen; heme binding
Source: RefSeq, a predicted model, not a curated record
AUUCAUGUUAUAUAUGUGGGCAAAUACCUCUCUACCUUACCACUACUAUACUUUCAACUCUCACUACUAUAUCUCUCUUUCUUUCUUCAUCUUUGCUUCUCAAUGGAGCUAGUAGACAUUAUAAUGCUCUUUUUUGCCCUCGCCUUCCUCCGUUGGUGGUGGCGCCGCUGGUCCAAAACCGGUGGCGGUGCCAAAAACCUCCCACCUGGACCACCGGGAUGGCCAAUCGUUGGCAACCUUUUUCAAGUAAUCCUCCAACGUCGUCCUUUCAUUUACGUCGUUCGCGAUUUACGUGAAAAAUACGGCCCAAUCUUCACAAUGCAAAUGGGCCAGCGCACUUUGAUAAUCGUGACAAGCUCUAACCUUAUCCACGAAGCCCUAAUCCAACGAGGCCCGCAGUUCGCAAGUAGGCCCAAAGACUCACCCAUCCGCCUUAUCUUCAGCAUGGGAAAGUGUGCCAUCAAUUCCGCUGAAUACGGCCCACUCUGGCGCUCCCUCCGUCGUAACCUCGUCACCGAAAUGAUAUCACCACUUAGAGUAAAACAAUGCAGUUGGAUUCGUAAAUGGGCCAUGGAGGCCCAUAUGAAAAGGAUCCAACAGGAGGCCCACAAAAACGGCUUCGUCGAAAUAAUGAGUAACUGCAGACUCACCAUUUGUAGCAUCCUCAUAUGUCUCUGUUUCGGCGCGAAAAUAACGGAGGAAAGAAUCAGAAAAAUUGAAAGCGUUCUAAAAGACGUUAUGCUCAUUACACUUCCAAAGCUUCCAGACUUUUUACCCGUUUUAACGCCGUUAUUCCGUGGGCACGUGAAGGAAGCGAGGAAACUGAGAAAGAUACAGGUGGAGCUUUUAGCGCCGUUGAUUAGGAAACGGAAAGCUUACGUGGAAAGCGACGGAAAAUGUGGAGAUCCGGAAAUGGUGAGUCCGGUAGGUGCUGCUUACGUGGACUCGUUGUUUGCGUUGGAAGUUCCGGGAAGAGGAAAAUUAGGAGAAGAAGAGUUAGUUACACUUGUGUCGGAGAUUAUGAGUGCCGGUACUGACACGAGCGCUACGGCGGUGGAAUGGGCGUUGCUUCAUUUAGUGAUGGAUCAAGAGAUUCAAGAGAGGUUAUAUAGAGAAAUUGUUGAUUGCGUUGGGAAAUGCGGUGUUAUUUUGGAGAGCGAUGUUGAAAAGAUGCAUUACCUCGGUGCUAUUGUGAAGGAAACUUUCCGGCGUCAUCCACCGAGUCAUUUUGUGCUUUCGCACGCGGCUACGGAGGAGACGGAACUUGGUGGUUACACUGUUCCCGCGGAUGCGAGUGUUGAGUUUUACACAGCUUGGUUGACUGAAGAUCCGAAUAUGUGGGAGGAUCCGAAUGAGUUUCGACCGGAGAGGUUUUUGAAUGGGGAUGGAGUUGAUGUGGAUGUGACGGGAACUAAGGAGGUGAAGAUGAUGCCGUUUGGUGUUGGAAGGAGGAUUUGUCCGGCUUGGACUUUGGGGAUUUUACAUAUAAACAUGUUGUUGGCUAAAAUGGUGCUUGCUUUUAGGUGGUUACCGGUUCCGAAUUCCCCACCCGACCCGACUGAGACUUUUGCUUUCACUGUUGUUAUGAAGAACCCUCUCAAGGCUGUUAUUGUUCCUAGAUCCAUUUAAGUUACUCUUACUAUUACUUCAUUGUUUGCAUUAUCUCUUGCAAACCUUAAUGCCAUGAGUAAUCACUUAAUUUACUAAAUUAAUUAAUAUUUAGUGCUUCAUAAGAAUAGUAACUUGGCAGAAUACACGGUGGCUUGCUCCAUUGCUAGUGUGUGUUAUUGGUAUACUACUGUUACAUUAGUAAUUUUCAUGUAAGAAAUUCAUAUAUGUGGUCUCUCGGUUUAUAAAGGUCAAAUUUUCUUUUAUAUAGACUUA